UGUUUGAUUCGUAAUUCUUUGAUGUGUUUAUUCCGUGUGUUUAUUGAAUAAAAAGUAUAAUAACAUAUUUUAAAAAUGAAGGUCGACGUUGCAGCACCUUCGGAUAAGGCGAAAAUACCAUUGCCGACACUUUCUCAGAUAAAUGCUGAUAGAAUUACACUCCUUGCUAACCAGUACUGGGCACCGCAAACUAAGGAAAACCACUUGCCUUAUGAUGCUGCUAUUGUUGAAUCAAUUUAUCAAGCAGAAAUACUUGGAUCCAAUUUCUCAGUUCGUCGUAUCAUGAUGCUUGAGUUUUCACAGUAUCUGGAAAACUAUUUGUGGCCACACUAUGAAACUGGUCAGGCGUCACAUUCGCACAUGAUGUCUAUUAUUGUAAUGAUCAACGAGAAGUUCAGAGAAAGAGUACCAGCUUGGCAGGCGCUACUCAAGAAACCAGAUCACUUCCCGGGCUUCUUCGAGCAAGUACUCCGAGCGAGUGUCGCGGAGGACCACACAAGCAACAACAUGAGGGAACAAACAUCAUUGUUGCUGUUCCUCAACCACUGCUUUGGGAGUAUGGAGGUGCAACUGUGCAGGGAUCAAGUGAAGCGACUUGUGUCGUUGAGCAUGUGGAUUAGUUUGCAAGAAGGUCGACGAAAUCAAGAAUUCAAAGUCGUGCCUAAGUGGCGUAAAUACUGGCGCGCAAUACAAAAGAAAGAUAAGCCAGAGUUAGUAGAUAAGUUGAACUGGGAAAGGAGGUACUUGCAGCGACUGAUGAUCAAGUUCAUGAGGAUACUGGAGAGCAUUCCGGAGACUGGUGAUAUCAGUGAUGAUAAAGUCAGAUACUGUGAGCGGUUUCUCGAGCUGAUGAUUGAUCUGGAAGCCCUUUUGCCGACAAGGCGGUUUUUCAAUACCGUAAUGGAUGACUGUCAUCUCGUGGUGCGCAGUCAGUUAGCGGCUCUUACUAGAAGGCCAGAGGGACAACUGUUCUCACAACUUUUACAAAUGUUGAAGUUCUAUGCGAGGUUUGAAAUAAGCGAUGAAACUGGGGACCCUAUGACGGACAAGGAUAUGACCCUACAACAUUAUUCAAGGAUUACUUCACUUCAGAAAGCGGCAUUCGCGAAGUUUCCUGAUCUAAGAUUAUUCGCGCUGGCCAAUGUUGCCAGCGUUGACACUAGAGAAUCGUUACAGAAACAUUUUGGGAAUUUAAGUGACAAGGCACUGCGAGCAAUCGCUACAUAUUUGAACUUAGUACCGCCUGAAGGCAAGGAGGACGAAGCACCCUGGCAUCGAAUGGACAAACUGUUCCUUAAAGAAUUAUUGAUAUCUCGUCACGAGCGGCGUAUAUCCCAACUGGAAGAGCUCAAUUCCAUGCCCCUAUAUCCCACUGAAGAAAUCAUAUGGGAUGAAAAUGUAGUGCCCACUGAGAUAUACAGUGGGGAGAAUUGUUUAGCCCUACCCAAACUUAACCUGCAGUUUCUGACGCUGCACGACUAUCUGUUGAGGAAUUUCAAUCUGUUUAGAUUGGAGAGUACUUAUGAAAUUCGUCAAGACAUUGAAGAUGCAGUAUAUCGCCUAUCGCCGUGGCGAGCAGAAGACGGCAGCGUAUACUUCGGCGGUUGGGCACGCAUGGCCCAUCCCAUACAAAGCUUUGCCGUGGUGGAAGUGGCCAAACCGAACAUUGGUGAAAAAGCGCCCUCUAGAGUGCGUGCUGACGUCACAGUGACACUUAGUGUAAGGAGAGAGAUCAAACACGAGUGGGAAAAUUUGAGGAAACAUGAUGUUUGCUUCCUGGUCACAGUGCGGCCUAGUCAGAGUAUCGGCACAAAGUAUGACUACAAAAAGAGCAUGGUGGAACAAGCGGGCAUAGUGUACGUGCGUGGUUGCGAAGUGGAGGGAAUGUUAGAUGCUUCAGGGAGGGUCAUAGAAGAGGGGCCAGAACCGAGACCAGAGCUGGAUGGAGAUUCUAGAACAUUCCGCCUGCUUCUAGAUCCUAAUCAGUAUAGAUUGGAUCUGGAUCGAGCUAGCAAGGGUCACCAGGACGUAUACGAAACGUUCAACAUAGUGAUGCGCCGCAAGCCCAAAGAGAACAACUUCAAGGCGGUGCUGGAGACGAUCCGCGAGCUCAUGAACACCGAGUGCGUGGUGCCCGACUGGCUGCACGACAUCGUGCUGGGCUACGGGGACCCGGGGCAGGCGCAUUACACCAGGAUGCCCAAUGAAAUACCAACACUGGACUUUAACGACACGUUCCUGGAUAUGGAACACUUGAGGAACAGCUUCCCGGGACACGAGAUUAAAGUAAAGACUGACAACCCGCAGAAACUCGUCCGACCGUUCAAAGUGACGUUCGAGAAUGUUCUACGGAAACAGGAGUUGGGCGACAAUGCAAUGGAUGAAGAUGAACCGCGGAAGGUCAUCAUUGUGGAACCUCAUGUUCAGCCGAAACGGGGACCAUAUCUUUACAAUGAGCCUAAAAAGAACAACAUUUUAUUUACUCCAACUCAAGUGGAGGCAAUUCGUUCGGGAAUGCAACCGGGACUUACAUUAGUAGUUGGACCUCCGGGAACAGGUAAAACGGAUGUAGCAGUACAGAUAAUAUCGAACCUGUACCACAACUUCCCCUGGCAACGCACUCUGGUGGUGACGCACAGCAACCAAGCGCUCAACCAGCUGUUCGAGAAAGUGGCCGAGUUAGAUGUGGACGAGCGACACUUGUUGCGUCUCGGUCAUGGUGAAGAAGAACUACAGACUGAUAAGGACUUCUCGAGAUAUGGACGAGUGAACUACGUGCUCGCCAAGCGUAUGGAACUACUGGGCCAAGUGGCUCGCCUCCAGAACACGCUGGAAGCGGGCGGUGAGGCGGGCGCCACGUGCGAACUGGCGCACCACUUCCACGUGUACCAUGUGCGACCCAGGUGGCAGGCGUUCUUGAGGACUUGCCGUACUCAGUCGAAAUCAAUCGAAACUAUCAGUAAAGAAUUCCCAUUCCAUGAAUUCUUUGACGAUGCUCCCAAGCCUUUAUUCCCUGGAAAAUCCUAUGAAGAGGACAUGGAAAUCGCUGAAAGUUGCUACAGGUACAUAGACCACAUAUUUGAAGAGCUAGAGGAGUUCAGAGCAUUCGAACUAUUACGCUCUGGUCUGGACAGAUCCAAGUACUUACUGGUAAAGGAAGCUAAAAUCAUCGCCAUGACGUGCACACACGCUGCCUUGAAACGAUCUGAACUUGUGCAAAUGGGAUUCAAAUACGACAAUAUCCUCAUGGAGGAGUCAGCUCAAAUUCUGGAGAUCGAGACCUUCAUACCGCUGCUGCUGCAGAACCCCCAGGACGGUAGAUCUCGACUGAAACGCUGGAUAAUGAUCGGUGACCAUCACCAGCUACCUCCGGUGGUGAAGAAUAUGGCCUUCCAGAAGUAUUGUAAUAUGGAACAGAGCCUGUUUACCAGGAUGGUUAGGCUCGGAGUUCCAUAUGUGGAGUUGGACGCACAGGGACGUGCGAGGCCUUCUAUAUGCAACCUAUACCGCUGGCGGUACCGCGCGCUCGGCGACCUGUCGCACGUGUGCAACCUGCCCGAGUACCGCGCGGCCAACGCGGGCCUGCGGUACGACUUCCAGCUCGUCAACGUGGAGGACUUCAACGGUGCGGGCGAGACUGAACCCAGCCCGUAUUUCUAUCAGAAUUUAGCAGAAGCUGAAUAUGUAGUUGCAGUAUUUAUGUACAUGAGGCUUAUUGGAUGGCCGGCGGAGAAAAUCUCUAUUCUCACAACCUACAAUGGACAGAAACAUCUUAUAAGAGACGUAAUUGAAAAACGGUGUGCGGAUAAUCCACUCAUUGGAAGACCUCAUAAGGUGACAACCGUAGACAAGUACCAAGGACAACAAAACGACAUCGCUCUCAUAUCCCUAGUGCGCACAAAAGCAGUGGGCCACGUGCGCGACUUGAGACGUCUGAUCGUGGCGGCGUCUCGCGCACGACUGGGAAUGUACAUCUUCGCAAGGGCCAAUCUGUUCAAGAACUGCUUUGAAUUACAACCUACCUUCAAUCAGCUAGUGGAGCGGCCGCUAGAACUAGAGCUGGUGCCGGGCGAGCGGUACCCGGCGCAGCGACGGACCGGCGCCACGGUGCCCGACGAGCUGGCUCUGCGCGUGCGCGACAUGCCGCACAUGGCGCGCUACGUGUACGACCUGUACCUUACCGUCGUAAGGGACGCCGCGCCGAGCCAAGCAGAAUGGAGUGCCCCGGGCAGCGCCUGUGCGGCGGCCGCGCACGGGGCGGAGCGCCACGUGCCCGCGCACCCGGGGGGCGGGGACUCGGACGACGAGACAUUCACACCCACGGAAAUCGUUAAUGAAGUUGAUGAAGCCUAGAUUUAAUUGUCAUCUAGUUAUACGUGUAUUGAUUUUGAUAAUAAAAUAAAAAUAAAAUAUUAAUAAACA
Colias croceus (clouded yellow) is the source of this 4422-nucleotide messenger RNA. RefSeq names its product RNA helicase aquarius. Gene Ontology annotation, molecular function: helicase activity; mRNA binding. The record is from RefSeq and is a predicted model, not a curated record. Gene Ontology annotation, cellular component: catalytic step 2 spliceosome. The transcript is spliced from 27 exons. The coding region runs from base 76 to 4353 and encodes 1425 amino acids. Gene Ontology annotation, biological process: mRNA splicing, via spliceosome. NCBI's taxonomy places the organism in Eukaryota, Metazoa, Arthropoda, Insecta, Lepidoptera, Pieridae.